Molecule: messenger RNA, 735 nt
Organism: Macrobrachium nipponense
Lineage: Eukaryota; Metazoa; Arthropoda; Malacostraca; Decapoda; Palaemonidae
Product: putative RNA-binding protein Luc7-like 1
Exons: 1
Coding region: 1-735 (244 amino acids)
Source: RefSeq, a predicted model, not a curated record
AUGGACCACGAAGAAGACUGGAAACAGGAAGAAGAACAGGGACACAGAAAGAGACUGGACACAGAGAAGACGGACACAGAAAGAAGACUGGAACCACAAAGAAGAAGGACUAGAUACAGGAAGAAAAGGACUGGACACAGAGAAAGAAGAAUGGACACAGGAAGAAGAAUAGUAGGAAAGAAGACUGGGCACAGGAAAGAAGACUGGACAAGGAAGAAGACUGGCACAGAAAGGAAAGGGACUGGGACACAGGAAAGAAGACUAGAUACCAGAAGAAGGACUGGACACAGGAAAGAAGGACUGGACACAGGAAGAAGAAUGGAAACAGGAAGAAAAGAUGGACACAGGAAAAGAAGGACUGGAACCAGAAGAAGGACUGGACCACAGGAAAGAAGACGGGACAGGAAGAAGACUGGACACAGGAAGAAGACUGGACACAGGAAGAAGACUAGAUGGACAGAAAGAAGACUGGACACAGGAAGAAGACUAGAUACAGAAAGAAGACCUGGACACAGGAAAGAAGAUCGGGCACAGGAAGAAGACUGGGACACAGGAAGAAAAAGACUGAACACCAGAAAGAAGCUGGACACAGGAAGAAGAUCAAGGGAAAGAAGACUGGACACAGGAAAGAAGAUGAACCAGGGAAGAAGACAGUUUACCGGAAAGAAGACUGCACUGGACACGGGAGAAAGACUAGAUACAGAAAGAAGACUGGACACAGGAAAAGAAGACUAG